CCGAAAUAUAAUAGGCAACCCUUGUACCACAAGUCAAACACACACUAUGUUAACAUUCACGCCACUAUCUGUUGGAUGUGUUCAUUCAAUUAUUACGAAAGCUUCUUAUCUGAUAGCGCUGGACAGUGGUAUGACGUACCACUUAGUUUAUUUCAGUAAUUAUUUAUUCGCUAUUGUUUGUUGAUAUUCAUAAGUGCAUAUUUUUCCAUCAAAGGCAGUUACCGUUUGCCUUUCACGAACGAAUAAUGGGUCAACGUCUUCGCAAGCGCAUUUCAAAUAUUUUACUCAGAGUAACAGUUGUGUCUUCCAUCUGCUUUGGGCUGCUACCAUUUUACUAUAAUAAACAACAACAACGAUUCGUCUCUUCAAAACCAUUAUUAAUUUAUAAAACUUGCAUAAAUGUGACAUUUUUCAUACUCAUGACAUUUCUUUUGUCGUUAUUUAUCGAAUUCGAUGACGCUUUUGGAGCUGGCGAUCCACUCGCAGAACUGUUAAAUCGCCUAACUAUAUACAUUAGCUUCGGUGAUGUACUAAUAACAUGGUGGAUUAAUUGGACCAGCCGUCAGCGACUGCAGCAGCUAUUCAAUGAGUUCGCUAGUAUUGAAAUCGAUUAUUUAUAUCGUUAUAAAUAUUUUACCGAUGAAUGUGCGACUUUCGAUUAUUAUGUGUUUUGGAAGGUUUUCGCGACCCUUUUACAAAACUUAUCGUUCUUCUACAGCACCACGGUAACUAAUAAUCACGGCUGGUUAUUCAUUAUAUUUAUGUUUCUCUUGGCCUUGCUUACGAAUAUAAUUUUUCACGUCUCAACCCACUUCUUUCUGGCCGUAUUGUUUACUUAUCGCUUUAUUUGGGUCUUGAAUCGGCGUUUGGCAAGUAUGGCCGGUAACGAAGUGUCAUCAAGUCGGCUGCGGGUUUUGAGCAUAGAAAUCGAUAACAUUGCUUACAUCUACACACGCUUGAUUCGGCUGUGCGCGCACUAUACACGCAUACAUCAAUACCAAUUGUUGCUCUUGUUCGGCUCGAUGACCCUUUGCAAUAUCGAAGUGCUAUUCUACGUGCGCCUGCUUUGGAGUGGCAAAGUGAAUGAGUUGAAUGCCUUCAAUGUUUUUGCGAUAUUGCAAAUAGUUGUUGUAAAUAUAUUGGACUUUUGGCUGACAAUAACAAUAUGUGAGCAGGCGUUGGUGACGUCCCAGAAAACGGUGGAAAUACUACGUGGUUUCAAUGAGAACCCCAAAUACUUGAUAGAUGUGGAGCGGAGCUUGGAAGGCUUUGCCAUCAUUUGUAGCAACACAAAGUUGCGGUUUAAUUUGUGCGGCUUGUUUGACAUCAAUCACUCGAGCGGUCUCAAUUUCCUGCUGACAAUGAUAUUAUACCUUAUAUAUUUAAUACAAUAUUAUCAUGAAAAUCUAUAGAAAUAAGGGAGUAACUGAAGAAAAGCAUGUUUAUGGAACUUCUCUUGGAAAAAUGGUAUUACAUUACAUGAUG
Bactrocera dorsalis (oriental fruit fly) is the source of this 1485-nucleotide messenger RNA. Its product is annotated as gustatory receptor for bitter taste 22e-like. Lineage: Eukaryota; Metazoa; Arthropoda; Insecta; Diptera; Tephritidae. The coding region runs from base 246 to 1412 and encodes 388 amino acids. The record is from RefSeq and is a predicted model, not a curated record. Gene Ontology annotation, biological process: sensory perception of taste. The transcript is spliced from 2 exons. Gene Ontology annotation, cellular component: membrane.